AUGGUCUGGGGUAGUCGAUCAGAGGAGCCCACUCCUCCGCAGGAAUUGCUGGACAAGCCUGUAAUUCAGAAGAAGCUCCCUGCCAAAUUACAACAAUUGGUAGACCGUGAAGACGAGUUCUACGAUGACCUAUAUUCCGGAUACCUCUCCGCACCUCCGCCGAUCAUUUCUGGCUCACUCUUACACUCUACACGUCUACACUCUACACUCUACACUCUACCUCCUGACAACACACUAACCAUGGGAUCCUCGGACAGCUCCGUCGACUCUACAGACACUCCCUUCCGUUAUGCUGCUUACGCCAAUCGCGUUCGCACAAUCCUAAUCUCCGCUCAUCGCUAUGUCGCCUACACCUCCGACAUUGGCGAAUCCUUCCGCCCAAUUGCGCAUCCGUGGCUAGUACGCUCCGCCUACGGAAUCUCGUGGUCUUACCUCCUAGGCGAUGUCGGCCACGAGGGCUAUAAGGCCUACCUGCGAAACUGGAAGGCUCUCGCUCCCACCGGGGAUGCCUAUAAAGACGCCAGCGAGCCCUCGCAGGACCAGAUCAUCAAGGGCAUGGCCACUGGCAACAUGAAAAUCGGCAACCAAGAAUCCAAGGACACACCCCACUGGCCUACGCCCGAGAUCCCACUUGCGGAAGAUUACCGCAUGGUCAUGGCUAAGCGCGCCGUGUUCCAGAGCAUCGCCAGUAUGGGUCUGCCUGCGUUCACCAUCCACAGCGUGGUGCGAUACUCUGGAAAGAUGGUCAAGGGUGUGAAGACCUCGUUCAUUCGGACUUGGACUCCUAUCGGGUUGGGUCUCGCUGUGGUCCCCUUCCUGCCAUAUAUCUUCGAUCACCCUGUCGAUGAAGCCGUCGAAUGGGCGUUCCGCACUGGUCUGCGCGCUUACGGUGGUGAAGCUGCUGUUCGCCCUCUGCCUGGCAAGAGCCUGCCUCCCCAGGAAGAGGAGGUUCGCGCCGCCGCCGCGGCUAAUCUGUCAUGGGAUGAGUACAAGGCCCAGAUGGAACGAGCACGUGAGCUCCGUCGCCAGUCGGGAGGAUCCGGUGGGAUUGCAUCGCUGACGAGCUGGUUUGGAUCUUCUUCCAAUGAGGAGAAGAAGAAGAACGAAUGA
Penicillium brevicompactum is the source of this 1110-nucleotide messenger RNA. RefSeq lists its product as uncharacterized. NCBI's taxonomy places the organism in Eukaryota, Fungi, Ascomycota, Eurotiomycetes, Eurotiales, Aspergillaceae. Gene Ontology annotation, cellular component: mitochondrion. The transcript is spliced from 4 exons. Gene Ontology annotation, biological process: mitochondrial fission. The record is from RefSeq and is a predicted model, not a curated record. Bases 1 to 1110 code for a protein of 369 amino acids.